AUGUGGCUGCCCUCAGUUCUUCUCCUUCUCUGCCUCCCAGGCUCUCUGUCGCUGAUAGGCCCCGGCUCUGUGGCGGGCACCGCGGGGAGCUCUCUGCGUAUCCGGUGUCAGUACGAGAAGGUGUACAAGGGGCAUAACAAAUACUGGUGCCGAGGAAAGUAUGGCAUAGCGUGUCGCAAGAUUGUAGAGACCAAAGGAGAGGAGAAAGAAAAGAGGAACGGCCGCGUGUCCAUCAGAGACCACACGGAUAACCUGACCUUCACAGUGACCUUGGAGAACCUCAACAUAAACGACACUGGAUCCUACUGGUGUCGAAUUCAGACUGUCUGGAUCCUGGACGUGUUGUCCUUGGACCCCUCGGUCCAGGUUGAGGUGUCUGUUUCCCCAGCGCCAAGGACCAACCCAGGGAGCAUCGCCUGUCCGGCUGUACCGGCUACCUUCCCGACAGUGAGUGAUGGACAGAACCUCAGCAUCAAGGAGAUGUCGAGCCACUGCCCAGGGUCCUGGCUCAGCAAUGUCCACUUCCUGCUCCUGGUCUUCCUGAAGCUGCCCCUGUUCCUGGGCAUGGUCGGGGCUGUCCUCUGGGUGAACAGACCUCAGAGGCGCCCUGGAGGAAGAGAGAGACAGCUUGACCAGCGAGCCCAGCUCAUUGACCCCUGGGCUGCCCCAGACUGCUCAGCCACGGCACAGCACACAGCAGGCCCCAAGCAGGGGCACCUUCACGAAGGUCAAGAGCACCACGCGGAUGUUGCAGAGGAGGAUGCUUACGAGGCACAGUGCCAGGACCCCCCUAUCCCCGCAGUGUACCCCCCCGCCCCCCGCAGCAUGCCUGCCUUGGUCUCUGCCUCCAUCUGCCCUGAGCGUGCUCUCCCACCCCGGGUCAUAGUGACACUCGAUGGUCACCAGACCACCUUCGGGGCUGCUCACCGACACCAUGGAUGCAGAAGCAGCCUGGAAAACAGGAACCCCACUUGCAUCUCCUCCUUCCUGCAGCCCUGGGUGGGCCUGGGCGCUGCUCCGGGCUUCGGCACCUUCCUCGGGGCCUGA
Molecule: messenger RNA, 1047 nt
Organism: Rangifer tarandus platyrhynchus (Svalbard reindeer)
Lineage: Eukaryota; Metazoa; Chordata; Mammalia; Artiodactyla; Cervidae
Source: the annotation of a GenBank genome assembly